This is a messenger RNA of Fusarium tjaetaba, 1500 nucleotides long. Its product is annotated as threonyl-tRNA synthetase. Gene Ontology annotation, cellular component: cytoplasm. The transcript has a single exon. Gene Ontology annotation, biological process: threonyl-tRNA aminoacylation. Gene Ontology annotation, molecular function: threonine-tRNA ligase activity; ATP binding. The coding region runs from base 1 to 1500 and encodes 499 amino acids. Lineage: Eukaryota; Fungi; Ascomycota; Sordariomycetes; Hypocreales; Nectriaceae. The record is from RefSeq and is a predicted model, not a curated record.
AUGAUCCGCUCGAGGACUGCCCGAGAUGCCUUCAAUACAUCUCUUAGAAGGCCAUGGACGUGCCCUCAAUGCAUCUCCCGCAGCCGAUUUUACUCUGAAAAGUCCGAAAAGCGAGAACCCCCCGACCAUCGUAAACUCGGUACCAAGCAAGAACUCUUUAUCAGCUCGAUCUACAGCCCUGGCUCCCCGAUAUUCCUACCGAAUGGCUCGCGAAUCUUCAAUCGACUUGUAGACUUUCUCCGAAAGCAAUACGUACGAUAUGGCUUCGAGGAGGUCAUUACGCCAACCAUCUACAAAAAGUCACUAUGGGCAAAGUCAGGUCAUUUGGAAAACUACGCCGACGACAUGUAUGCUGUAAGAGGGAAUACAGAACCGCCGCCUGCGCAACAUGACGGAUGCUGUGGGAGUGACCAGAAGGAACUAAAGCCAGACGAGGAGGAAGCGGGUGAUUAUGGUCUAAAACCCAUGAACUGCCCUGGCCACUGCAUCAUUUUCGCAUCCAAAAACCGCAGUUACCGAGAUCUUCCAAUUCGAUAUGCCGACUUCAGUCCGCUGCAUCGAAACGAGAUUUCCGGCGCAUUGAGUGGACUCACUCGUGUUCGGCGUUUUCACCAGGAUGAUGGACACAUCUUUUGCCGACCGAUUCAAGUUGAGAAGGAGAUCAAGAAGACUCUAGACUUUGUCAAGGUGGUGUACACUGUCCUGCGAUUUGGCUCAAACUAUCGACUUGCACUCUCCACACGGCCAAAGGAUCACUACAUUGGUACCGAAGAGGAGUGGGACCAGGCCGAGAACGCCUUGAAGCGAGCCCUGGACGCUUCAGGCAUGGAAUGGGGUGUGAAUGAGGGAGAUGGUGCUUUCUACGGGCCCAAGAUCGAUAUCGUCCUCACAGACUCGGAUGGAAAGGAGCAUCAGACGGCGACCAUUCAACUUGACUUUCAACUACCCAAGCGAUUUGAACUUGAGUAUCAGGCCCCUGCGCCAGAAUAUGAAGCUAGAGGCGAGACGACCACAGAUGCUUCUCUGCUCGAUGAGUAUGGCCCCGUGCGCCCUGUUAUGAUUCACCGCGCUGUCCUGGGCUCGGUUGAACGUCUCAUGGCUCUCCUGAUCGAGAAGUACAAUGGCAAGUGGCCUUUCUGGUUGAACCCCCGCCAAGUCAUCAUUCUCACCAUUAACACUGCCGAGCCUGUUGUCGAAUGGGCGGGACAAGUGCGCAGUGUGCUGGUCGGUAACAACGACCAACUUUACGAGCAGCUUGAGAACGGCACACUCCCUAGUCAGGAUAACGCAUUUCGACCGACUGGGCUGUCGGUUGACAUAGAUGAUAGUGCACGACCUCUGGGUGCGAAAAUCAAGGAGGCAAGAGAGAAGAACUACGGCGAGAUCCUCGUGAUCGGACAGAAAGAUGUAGAGAACAAGCGGGUUUCGCUGGGUAAGGAGAUGCUAUCACCAGAGGAGGUGCGUGAGCGGUUCAAAACCAUGGUAGACACAUUUGCCUAG